Molecule: messenger RNA, 3230 nt
Organism: Mizuhopecten yessoensis (Yesso scallop)
Lineage: Eukaryota; Metazoa; Mollusca; Bivalvia; Pectinida; Pectinidae
Exons: 10
Coding region: 119-1891 (590 amino acids)
Molecular function (GO): ubiquitin-protein transferase activity
Source: RefSeq, a predicted model, not a curated record
UACAUGUGCGCAUGUGCACUUUGUAUUAGCUGUUUAGCCCGUCUUGAACUGUACAUGUGUUUGAGUACGGAUGCAUGCAAAUUAACCUGAACUAGUCUGUUUAUACCUAAACAGCUAUAUGGCUUACACUGCCGAGGAAGCCGAGCUCAGGGUCCGCCAACUUCAUUCUGAAAUGUGUAAAGCCUUACAUGGAUACAUUCAUCCCUCACUGCAAGAUAGCUGGGAAGUUUUCAAAUUUCAGUUAUCAAUAUAUCUUACACCAAGGUUUGUGCAGCAGGCUAGCAGGAGCAUCUUAACGGCAAUGCAGGUUCUGGAAGAAAAACAUAUAAUCAGGGUUGGGGAAUACAGCGCAUUGCGAGACAUGGUCAAAGACAUUCACAUCGAGGCUGCACGCAUCAUUGACAAUUUCACCAGGCAGAUUUCUGAAGUGAGAGCCAACGUAACAGUUCCCCCUCCCCACGAGAUACACACUUCCCAUCCUAUACAGGAGCAAGGAGUGCCAGGGCAAGUCCAGCAAACACAAGCUACUCACCCAGUGGAACCACAAGGAAUGCCUGAUCCAAUCCCAAUCUUUGGAGGAGGAGCAUAUUUUGAUUACCAGCCUGAAACAGAUCGUCGUUUAUUCCAGGAAGUUGAUGGCUUUAUUGAUGUACCGGAACCAGUGUACCAAAGAGAUGGAGCUGUUCCGCCUUUUAUUCAAGUUCCUGGUGCAGACGCUGAACCAGAAGGACAAAUUCAAGAAUUACGCAGGGGUCAAGCUGAGGUUGUUAACCAGUUGGACACGGAUGAUGCUAACAGGGUGGAGCAGUUUUCUCCGAACAUAGCACAAUGUAUGGAAGCUCUACAAGGAAGUAUUGGUGACGAGAUACAACACGUGGACCUGAACCGACAGUCUAUCCUUGCUAAUUUACUGGAUUUGUAUAAUGACGAGACGAUUGUUACCAAACGCUUGUAUGUAAGGUUUGUAGGGGAAAUCGGAAUGGACACAGGUGGUCUAACAAAGGAUGCGUUCUCGACCUUUUGGGACAGAGCCUUCAGAGAAUAUUUCAGGGGAGAGAACUCCCUUGUUCCAUAUUUAGGGGCCAGUAAAUUUGCAGAGGCCCAGCGUGUGUACCCGAUUCUAGGAAGGAUUCUCAGUCACAGCGUGGCUCUAACUGGUACAUUUCCUGUCCGACUCUCAAGAUGCAUGCUGUACACAAUGAUUCACAGUGCUGUUGUUGAAGAUGAAGAGUCAAUUUUGAAGGACGUUCUUUUGUUUCUCACUCCAAAUGAGAGAAUGUUAACCAGGAAAGGGCUGGCUGAUUUCGAUAACCUUACACAAGGAAAUGUCAGCUCAUUGCUGGAUAUGUUCACCAGGUAUUCACUCACAGGUCAACCUAAAAAGGAAAACUUUCGACAGAAUAUUUUGAACUUAGGCAAAACACAGCUCUGUGGAACUUGCAUGAUGUUUACAACUUGGAUGAAGUCCGGCAUUCCACCUUCUCAUUUAGAACUCUUUUGGAAUCGACUGAACAUAGAAGAAUUAAAUCGUAUAUACAGAGUGCUCGAACCAACACCGCAGAGAGUGAUUGACCGUAUUGAGACUGAUGUAGAACACUUGCGUGAAGAGGAAGAUCGUGUCUUUUAUUUCUUGAAAGACUUUAUUUCCGUCCUGUGUCCUGAGGACCUAUCGCACUUCUUGGUAUUCCUCACAGGUUCAGACGCCCUUCCACAGGAUAGCCCUAUAAAGGUGCUUUUCAGCCGUGUGGAGGGUCUGGCCAUGCAUCCUGUGGCGCACACCUGUAGCAACACGCUGGAGCUUCCAGUGGGUUACACAUCAUCCCAAGAACUCCGUCGCGACUUCAUGACCAUUCUUAACAACCCUGAAUCCUACAGCAUGACUAUCUUGUAAGCUAUUUGUUUAUGUAGAUUCGUGACAGGAACUGUAACAUGGGAUACAGAGUAAAAACUCUUGAAAUAUUUUGUUGAUGGGUAACUAUGAAAUAAAUAUGUGUUUUUGCGAUAGAGAUGUAUCAUCAAAAUUUAAGAAAAAACAGUGUACAAGCAAGUGUGGAAAAGACACACAGAGAGACAGGCAUUUCGUCCACUAAAUCUGACAGCGUGUGUCAGUCUCACACACUGCUUGCUGCUAUUUGUCAGUUUAAUUUGUAAGACUGACAUAUGCUGUCAGAAUUAUUGUAUAUGCGUAUCAAUAUAUGAUUCAUUUGACAAAGGAUUUUAAAAGUUACCUGUGAUUUUAGCAAAAUUUUAAUAAUGUAUUGAAUAUAAUAAUACAAUAUUCUAACUGAUUAAAAAAUACACGAUGUUUAACGAUGACAUGAAAAAGCAUACAAAUUACAGUUGCAGACGCUCCACUCAAUUUAAUAUUUACUUUUCCUGUGCACCAUUGUAGAAGGCAUAUUUGGUCUUUGCAAUUCUAAAUACAUUUACAUUAUUACAAAGGACUGAGAUGAAUUGUAUACUAAAGCAAUGUAUGGUAAAGACUACUUACAAAUAUACAAUUACUUAACAUACGCAACAUACUGUUUACACUAGAACUAUAUGUCUGAGGUAAUAUUUACAUUUUCAUACUGAAACAAAUCAUGCUUAAAUUAUGCUAGAUAAAUAAUAUGAAGAUAGUUGAAUUGGUAUUCCUACAUGAACAAUGAUUAUAUUAACUCAUCAAUGGAAUAGUGUGUUACUUCGCAAUGUCAAUGUACGAUGAAAAGGGUGUGUUAUUGAAUCGUGAAGCAUGUCAAUAUACAGUAGUGAAUCAGUUACGUGUACCUGAUAGAGUAUACUGUGAACAAAAUGUGAAAAUAUUUAACUAACCUGGUCUUGCAUUAGUUGUGUACACAUGCAACCGAUAUCUGCAUUUAAAGAUUUAUCAAAGGACUGGAAAGAAUUUAGUAAAGACUUGCUAUUUCCAUAUCACUGACUACCGGAUAUACAAUCUGUAUUUGCUUACGAGCACGUGUACGUAUGUAACUAAUUUAAUCAACUAACCAGGUGAUUAACGCUCACCUCAUGUCAUUUCUUGUUAAGCUUCUUUUGUAUAUUUCACCUUUUACAGACAUCUCAUAUAAUACCAUGUCGGGUUCAGUGUACUCCGUUUGAUAUCAGCUGUGGCCUAGUGGGAUAUAUAUGUACCUGACCUCCGUACAUACCUGCAUGGACUUUAAACAAGAGGCCCAUAGGCCUUAGGGGUCACCCGAGUUUUGAUAUAUUUAUACAAAGAGUUGAUUUUUGUU